GAUUAUGAGAAUAACAUGGUCCCCUGGUCAAUCAUCCUGAUCGUUUCCUAUAUCUAUAUGUGCGGUCACUAAAAUGUUGGCGUGGGGGUUGGGGAGAGGUGUUUGACAGUUGACCGGUAAACCCAAUUGGCGGCUAUUCCAAUUCUUCCGUUGAAGUAGUAAACACACGACUCUCGUAUUCAUCCCAGUUCACACUUGUUUAACCCAAAUUGGUCCACUUACUAUUAUUUUAUGUGUUGAGAUGUGAUCUUGCAUGUCUGUUGUUCCUAGAUUUCCAUUGUUUCUAGAUAGUCGUUGCACGACCAACCAAUUGAAAGGAAGUUUUUUCUGUUGCUUUAAGAUCAAGUUCAAGAUUAUCUCAACUGGGUGCUUGAUUGGUGAAAUUUGAUCCAGAGGUUUUGGAUAACAGUAAUCGGGUUCGAUAAUUGAAAAGUUUAGAUGGCGAAAGUGUUGUGGAUAGAAGAUGAAGAGGGGUUUAAUCAGAGUCAUCGGUCUCAUCCGGGAUGCAUGUCGGGCAUAUUUCAUGCUCUUGAUUACCAAUACUGGCACUCUAAUGUCAAGAAGAUACUUCCACACCGAAAACAUGAAGACUUCAUCAAACAUACGAAACGUAAUAGAAGGUACCAGAGGUUUUCUGGUGAUCAAGAUUCUUUUGAAGUUUUAAGACUAUUAGAUGCCAAAACAAGUCAUAUACAGAUGGAUCAAAGAAAUAGAAAAACGAGUUCUACCCAGAAGAGGUCGCUAAAAGCGCGUAUAAAGGCCUUAGUUUCCGAACAUAACGAUCAAGAUUUAGUACCUAGUCCGAAGUUGUAUAGGACUUUUUCAAUUCAUCAUUUAGAAACCGAUGAAUGGGUCCAUCCGAUCAUUUUCUUUCCCGAAAACGCGACAGAAAGUCCCGUGAGUUCCAAAACACAGAGUAACGUUACACGUCCUGAAGUUAACGAUUCUCAAGAUAUAUUAGACAUGUUUGAAGUUGACAAAGAGCUGUUCAUCAAUACGUUACAAGAUCGGGUUCAACCUUCUGUUAUAAGACCAACGUUGACCAAAUCCGGCUCGUUUCCCACUGCUUACAAGUCGUACGGUAGAACUAGAAGCUUGAUGCCUAUGAAGCUCAAAGACAAGCUGAAUGAAACUUACACCACAUCAAAAGCCGAGAAGGUAAAGAACUCAAAAGAUGAUCUCAACAAUAACGAUAUCGUUCGCCUCAGAAGGAUAUCUUCACUCAAUGAAUCUGCAGAUAGAUAUACGCAGUUGUUUGAUUCUAGUGUCGUUAAAGAGGCCACUCUGCGUUCUUCAAGAAGCUUGAAGUUAACAGACGGAAGUGAGAGCAUUUUAAGCUCUCAACAACCGAGUUCUUUAACAAGGAAUAAUCCAAUUCAAGAAUCUCAUGACGCUUAUUACUGUAGAAGCUGUAGUCAAAAUGAAAGAAAUCCAGUAUCUUUACCUGUAGAUAAAUGUGAUGAUCCACACGAUUUAGAAGCCGAUGAAGAUAAUCAUCAGAUUUCACAAGAGAUCACUCGCCAAAGCCCUGUUCUUCUUGUUGAGUACAGUCCACCAGAUGAAAAAGUUCAAAUUUCAGAAGAUUUGGAUUUGUUAAUCAACUCACAUGAAAAUCUAAAGAAGGAAAUCAAGACUGUCAACAGUAAGCAACACAUGGACUUAUCAAUGAAAGAUGACGAUUUCACUUAUGUGAAAAAGAUCCUAGAACAGUCCGGUUUCCUUAACAACGGAUUUCAACAAACAUGGUAUUCAUCCAACCAGCCAUUAGACCCUUUCUUGUUUCAAGAACUCGAGUCUCAAUAUGUCCAUGAUCCAGAACUUUUUGCAGAGGAGAUUAAUGAAUUAUCUCAUCGUUUACUCAUCUUCGAUCUGGUUGAUGAAGUUUUGCUUACUAUCUAUGAAAGAUCAUUGACUUACUACCCGAAAAAACUGUCAUCUUUCUGCCACGUUCGUCCUGCCCCAACUGGAUCACUUGUUCUUGAUGAAGUUUGGACCUGUGUGAGCCAGUUGAUCAAGUUGAAGCAUGAUAUAAACGAAUCUUUAAACGAUAUUGUGUCUCGAGAUUUGGGAAGUGAUGAUGGUUGGAUGAAUUUGCAGUCGGAUUCGGAGUGUGUUGGACUUGAUUUGGAUGAUUUGAUUCUUGAUGAAGUUUUAGAAGAAUUGUUAGUUGAAUUGUUUUAAUGAUAGUAGUAGAAGUUUUGAAAUAUAAUGCAUUUUUACUGUAUAGUUUCUUAGGGUGCGGGUGUACUUGUAAAUAUAGAUUUGAACGUAUAAUAAAUGAGAGUGAUUUUCCUUACUUUUUUAUAUAUA
Molecule: messenger RNA, 2310 nt
Organism: Helianthus annuus (common sunflower)
Lineage: Eukaryota; Viridiplantae; Streptophyta; Magnoliopsida; Asterales; Asteraceae
Product: protein TRM32
Exons: 5
Coding region: 439-2181 (580 amino acids)
Source: RefSeq, a predicted model, not a curated record